GGAAUAUAUGUGAUACUUGUUACUGUUACUGUGCUUUUUCUACUGAUAGAUUUUUCUUUAGUUGAUCAUCGAAAAUUUUUCAUUCUACUCAGAUCAUAGUGAAUGGAAGAAAAUGAAGUUACUUUUGUACAAUUAUGUUUUCGCGAGUGUGUUAAUUUCAGCCGAAGUGAUAACAUUAAUUAAAGAUAAUAGUAUCACGUGUGUUUUAACAGACGAUUCUGUUAACUCCACUAUAUACGUAACAAAUGCCGAUGACCUUGAAAAACUUGAACGGAUAAUUCCUGAAAUAACCAAUAUAUAUGACGAUGAUUGGCAAUGGAGACGGUCGAGUGUUGACUUUUGGCCAAUACUUGACCCACGUUGGACAAAUUUUAGGCCAGACACUACAGGUGUCAGACUUGAAAACCGAUUCUCAUUAUGUUUAAAACAACAUUCAAAAAUUCUUUUACAUGACAUAAGUUACCAACACUCUACAAACAUACCAAUCCGACAUUUGAAUGGCCCCUACACCGCUUGUCAGUGGCAGCACUACGAAAUAAAAAAAAAUAUGACACAUGGGAGUCUAGUCAACAUUGAAAACAACAAUGUUAUUAAUGUAACAAAAUUGGACUUUGAACCAGAUUGGGUAACAUUUUCUCCAGACAAUUUAAAUAUUAAAGUACAUAAAUAUCAAUUUCGAUACUCUACAACAACUAGCACAAAACCGUCAUACAUUAACAUAACAUCUAUGAGCUGCGUCUCUUUUUAUGUUUCUGUUGAUGAAGGAUGUUACCUGAAUAUUUCGGUACAACCAGCAAACAGCAUUACAAAAAUAGCUGGAUUUAAUGAGAAGAACAAAUUAAAACAGUGGAAAAAAUACGAAAUAAGGGCUGAUCCUAAAGCGAUUAAUCAAACGCUUUCGAUAUACAGAGGACGAGACGACAAAGGUACCAAGGGUUAUUGGACAAUUGAUGAUAUACACGGUUGUAGUUCCGAAACAGUUAUUUAUCGGACCAACUUGAGUACAUCUUGGACUACCCAGAAGUGUGCGGAACUAAAACAAACGAACUCUUCAAAUAAACUUUGCACCAAAGCCUCUUUAGGAGAAAAAUGUAACAUUAAAUGCGAUGAAGUUUUGGGACCGAAAUAUCCCAAUUGUGAGGAUCAUCGAAUAUGCUUGUCAAAAAAUAAAUGUUACUGUGCCUGGGGUUUCAAGGGAGAAAAGUGUACCGAAGAAUGUGAAGGAGAUUCUUGGGGAUUAGAUUGUUUGAAAAAUUGUACUAACUGCGAAAAAUGUGAUAAGAAAACCGGAUGUCAAAAAUGUAAGGCACAGUACUUCGGGGAACAAUGUGUGUAUAAAUUUCCCGUCGUGAAAAGGCCACCUAUUUUAGAACCCAGUGACGACGAGUCGAUAAGAAUUUUAACAAAUAUUGAAUAUGGACGAGACGAAGAAACGCCAGAACAUUAUUAUAUUCAGUGGAAAAAGCUUGACAACAACGAUGGGUUUGAAAAUUACACAGACCAGCAAUUCCUCAUGACAAAAAAUAAUGAAUCGUUCUCAACAAAUAUUUCGCGGGAUGAUUCUUAUCAGUUUAGAAUACUAUUGGUUAGCCAUAAUUCAUCAUUUCAACAAGAUACCAUCCCGCAGUUAACCGUAUACAAAAAAUCUUUGACUGCACAUGUGAAAGACAAUGAUACGAUUGUACUAAACUGGACUAAACGUGAUCUACAUGAAAAUAAUACGUACAAGAUAGCACACAGGUGUAAAAAAUCAUUCUGCGCUGACAAAGCAGAGGAAGAAUAUAACACCACAUCUACAACAACUAUUGCACUGACUAUAAAACACUUUAAAAUAUGCAGCAUCAAGUUGUUCUUUACAAAACAUGGAAGCGAUGAAUUCAUAGAGCAAACAACUGUGAUACCUCAAACUUCAACGAAGGAAAUAUUUCCCGCAGAAUUACCAAGAAAUGUUACCUUCUUGAAAAAUCAAAUCGUCCUUCAAUUUAACAAAUGCGACAAUUUUACUGGACCGUUGAAAUAUUCAAUUGAACUUAUAUGCAUAAGCGAGUGGUGUGCAAAUAGACCUACUAAAGUUGAUCCGUGUCAUUUACUAAACUACUUACCUAACAUUACUAGAGAUGUAAAAGGUUUAUCACCUUUUACGGAAUACAACAUCACCGUAACUGCGAAAAGGAUUGAUCAGCAUGACAAAAUAAAAACUUAUUUAACGAAGUCAAUGCCGUCAGCACCACCACCAGUAAAUACUUUACAAUUAUAUUCUAAUGACGAAGACACUUUGUCUAUAAGAUGGAAGGAACCCUUUCCAGCAACAGGAAAAAUAGAAGCGUACAAUUUUACUCUCAGCGAUAACACCUCAAUUCUUACUACAACGAAUUGUACGUUUUCUUGCGAAAUGUGGCCCGAAUUUCAGUGUGCAGAUAUACCGAGGGUAAAAAAAGUUAGCGUUUACAAAGUGACGGUUCGAGCAAAAAACUACGAAGUUGCUGAAUGGAGUGAGUCCAAUUUUACUAUAAAUGUCGAAAAUGUAACUCAAGCACCUCAAAAUUUGCGGAUCGAAUUAAGUCCACAAUCAAUGGACGAAGUGAUACUUAGAUGGGAGUACCCACUUUACACAUAUGGAAAAAUUGAAAAAUUUUAUACAAUACUACACGACAACAGUAGGACAGAAAAUAGUACGAUCCAAGUUUCCAAUGAGAUAAACUAUAACAAAACUAUUAAAAUCAAGUAUGGACAUAAAUAUAACUUCACUGCUUGGGCACAAAACGCUCAUGAUGGUGAAAAAGCAUCGAUUUAUUUCGUAGUCUCUAAACCCAUUUCUAAAUUGUCGAAUCAAGCGUUUAUAUUAUGGUGUACAGAAAAAUGUUAUUUAGUAACACAAAAAUCAAAAACUCUAGAAAAUACGAAAUACAACAUUAUAAUAAAACAACAUAAUGGAACCCAAGAGGAAGACGAAGCGAAAGGAUUAAUUUCUUUUUCGAAAGAUAAAAUUCCAUGCAUGGAAAAUAACGCAUCAUGUGACAUCCAUUCAGAGUUUCAAGACGUAGCAAAUCAAUAUUAUUUUAUAAAAAUAGACGGUGAAGAAACUCCUAUCGAAUUCACAGCAUAUGAAUUUAAACUCGACAUUAUAUCCCAAACAAAUAAUAAUAUUAUUAUUUUUCUUAUAGUUGUGCUAAUCCUUGUCGUUGUCUUCCUUCUAGGAUUCUUGUUUCACAGGAGAAAAAGUCAAGCACAAAUGGCCAAGAACAACGAAAGCGAUCCUUCUUUCGAACCUGUCAAGUUCAACCAUUUUGAGAAUUUCUUCUCAACUGCGCUCGACGAUGACCCAGAUGACAACAUAAUAACACAACAAUUCGAGGCUGUAGCAAGGGUUACAAAUUGUCAACAAGGCCAGUUACACGAAAACGCUAACAAAAACCGCUACAACAAUGUCUUGCCAUAUGACGACACUAGAGUAAUUUUGCAAGGAAACAGCGAAGGAGACUACAUCAAUGCAAACUACGUCGACGUAAGUCGUCACCUGAGAACUGGUUUGCCGCAUAUCCAGACCGCGUCCGAGGGAGUUUCGCCUCUACUGUUUGGUGCAGAUUUGCCGCAUGUCGCACUUGGGCGAAGCGAAAAAUCGAAGUUGAAAAGUAGUCGUUACUAUUCGUCAAUGAUUAGUGAUCAUUUCGUGAUUUCGAGUAUGCAUUCUGAAUGAUUCAAAUACUAAGGAAUCAAGAACCGAUUGCCGAAAUACCGAGAACUACCGACCUCCUAAACCUAUAAAUCAAAUACCCUUACUUUUAUUUACUAACACUUCGCUUUCAAGUUGAGUUGAAUGUUGAAUAUAGAAAAAGGAAUAAGUUAAAAAUAAUGCGGCCUUUUGUUAGUUGGGGCCUUCGGGCCUAACUCUUGAUUACUCUCUAACAAAAAUUUAAUGAAGUAACCAAAGUUACUAAAUAAUAAUAGAUUUAUAAAGUACGUUUUUUGUUUUUGUUUUUUUUUUUUAUUCUAUGUAAUAUUAUUUCAUUUAUUUUUGUAUUUUUUACGAUUUAAAUAUAUUUUUUGUAUUAGUCCAGAAA
Molecule: messenger RNA, 4061 nt
Organism: Zophobas morio
Lineage: Eukaryota; Metazoa; Arthropoda; Insecta; Coleoptera; Tenebrionidae
Exons: 16
Coding region: 113-3697 (1194 amino acids)
Biological process (GO): protein dephosphorylation
Molecular function (GO): protein binding; protein tyrosine phosphatase activity
Source: RefSeq, a predicted model, not a curated record